UUCGAGGCGCUGGAGGACGAGGCCGCGAUCAACGAGCUCGACUGUGCGCGGCAGUCCGGGUUGGACGUGCUGUACGGGAGCGUAAUCCAGCUGAAGCACUCAAAGAGCAACUUGUUUCUUACGCAGGUCAGGAACCGAGCAUACCUGAACAGGCUGGCCAUGGAGGUGUGCCUGAAUGCGGGCAAGAAGGGCUCUUGGUGGAGGAUCAAGUCGGCCGAUGGGAUCAAGGUAGAUGGAGAGCAGGUGAUUCUGGGGGACAGGGUUUACCUUGAGAGUGUG
This is a messenger RNA of Guillardia theta CCMP2712, 279 nucleotides long. RefSeq lists its product as hypothetical. The transcript has a single exon. The annotation marks the transcript as partial. The record is from RefSeq and is a predicted model, not a curated record. NCBI's taxonomy places the organism in Eukaryota, Cryptophyceae, Pyrenomonadales, Geminigeraceae. Gene Ontology annotation, biological process: calcium ion transport.